This is a messenger RNA of Cucurbita maxima (winter squash), 1013 nucleotides long. RefSeq lists its product as uncharacterized. The transcript has 6 exons. Lineage: Eukaryota; Viridiplantae; Streptophyta; Magnoliopsida; Cucurbitales; Cucurbitaceae. The record is from RefSeq and is a predicted model, not a curated record. Bases 62 to 694 code for a protein of 210 amino acids.
GAAGAAGAAGAAGAAGAAAAACCUUCUUCUGUCGUUCAUAAGCAUCGUCCUCUCUCAUUAUAUGGAGACGGAGGUCAGGAAUCAGAAUCAAAGUGGAUGUAAGGCUCUGGAACCGGAGGUUUUCAUACAGUGGGUAAAGAGGAAGCGACUGCGAUGUGCUAGAAUCAAAGACCCAGAAAUCUCCGAGAGAUUGUGCGGCGGCCUACGGAAGAAAAUCGGAUCUCGGGGCGAUCGCUGUGUGGUUUCUACUUCGGAUAAAGAAAGGACCCCACUCCAGCCAAAUCGGUUAACUAGGAAUUCUGAAGGCGUUGCUACACUGCGUAACGGUGGUGCAGGCACAGCGCCGUCGCCAGAGAAGGAGGAUCGUUACUACGCCACCAGAGGAUCCACCGCAGCAGUGGUGGACGAGAACGGGCACGAGGAGAGAGGAGGUUGCUAUGUUUGGCCAAAGCUGUUGAUUGCUCUGUCAAGCAAAGAAAAGGAAGAGGACUUCAUGGCCAUGAAGGGGUGCAAGCUCCCAAUAAGACCCAAAAAGAGAGCAAAGAUGAUUCAGAGAAGCUUACUCCUGGUGAGCCCUGGAGCAUGGCUGACUGAAAUGAGCCAAGAGAGAUAUGAAGUAAUGGAAAAGAAGACCACAAAGAAGAGACCAACAGGGUUGAAAGCCAUGGGAAGCAUGGAAACUGAUUCAGAAUAAGGAAGCAAAUGGGAAGCCGCUGACACUGAAGGGAAUGAACUGACCCUUUUAUGUUCUAUUUUUUUGCAACGCAGAAUUUGAAUGAAGAAGAGAAAGAGAGAAUCUCAAUCUCAUCAUCAGCAUCCUCUGCUCUGCUCUGCUCUGUUCUUUGGUAUUGUGGUGUGAGCACAGCCGCAAAAGAGAUGAAUUCUUAUUUUUGUGUAUAAAAUGUAAUGUAAAAAAAUAUAUAUAUUUUUAGUGGAAGGUCGAUUUUAAAUAGGAUUUUGUAUUGUAUAGGUCUAUUAAUUCACCUAUUUAAAUAUAAAUUUGAAUUUGAUAA